CUGAAUCAUCGUUAGCGUCUAUUCACUUUCUCACUUGUUGCGACAUCCUGAGAUUGCAUAAAUACGGCGCAGUCCUCAGGUUGGGGUUGAUCUCUAUCUUCUACAUACAGUCAAUCAAGCCAACAUCAAGACUCAUUCACACCUGCAACUCAUUCACUGUCUUCGUUCUACUUCCCACCGAAGCUUGACCUCAACAACAUCCACCAUAUCACCACUUAAUUCAGCCAUCUAUCAAACUACUUAUUCCACCAUGCCUGGCUUUUGGACCUGCUGCACUUGUCUCCACGGCCUUCACCAGAUCGACCUCCACACAGAGUGCCUCCAGUGUGGUGAAUCACGCUGCCCCAACUGCCCGGUUGACAGUCGAGACAUGGAGAUGUCGUUGUACACCUGCCACGAGAUGUCGCCGUACCCUUCUACUCCAGCACACUCGGUGUGCGCACACUCAUUAGACUCCCUCGCCAUGGUGCCGUCGAGACUUAACUGCCGAGCCCCGAGUCCGCAGCCGAUGUCUGUCUUCAGUGACGUCCGGCGUCCUCUUCACGAACUCGCCGGCCAGGCACUGCCAGCGGACCGAACACAGACACGCGGCAAUCUGUACUUCUGCUGCCAAUGUGGGGAUGGUCCCAAACUAUACCAGAACCAGCCCCGUUGUGUAAUGUGCCAGCACGUCGCGUGCGCCAACUGCACGCCGGUGAAAUGAUUGUUUUUUACGACUUAUGUUGAGGUUGAAGACUCAAGAAAGAGGCUAUGCUAUGUUCUCGAAGCCAAACUUUUCUCCAUUUUUUCUCUCUUUCUCUGACGUCUUUUGAGCGUUUUUCAUUUCAUCAUGAGUUGCAUGAAACAUGAAACAGACAUGACCGGGAGUCACGGGCCGUUUUAUCGACAUUUUCUUUUCUUUGAAUCCGGAAUUUUCGAACUGGAUGAUCUUGCAUGAGCGGGUGCAUAUACCAUGAUACAUCUCCUACUGUCAGCUUUUUUAUUUAUUAUUAUUAUUACUUCUGUUGUGGUUUGGUCUGAUUUGGUUGAUUUGAAGAACUGUACUAAAUAUACGGCUUAGACUGGGGCGGCUGCCCGAUUGAGCAAGCGG
Aspergillus homomorphus CBS 101889 is the source of this 1090-nucleotide messenger RNA. RefSeq lists its product as uncharacterized. NCBI's taxonomy places the organism in Eukaryota, Fungi, Ascomycota, Eurotiomycetes, Eurotiales, Aspergillaceae. Bases 251 to 703 code for a protein of 150 amino acids. The record is from RefSeq and is a predicted model, not a curated record. The transcript is spliced from 2 exons.